UUGGCGCUGAAAUUUUGUGAGCAUCGUUGACAUUUAUACUCACUUCAUUGCAUCUCGUUCAUACCGAAUCGUUUUGUUUUUAACUUUUUUUGCCGGCUUUAAAUAUUUACGAAGAAAAUGGCAUUGUGGGUUGAUAAAUAUCGUCCUCGAGUCCUUGACGAAUUGGAUUAUCAUCAAGAUCAGGCACAACAAUUGAAAAAUUUAGCGAAACAAAGUGAUUUUCCACAUUUAAUGUUCUUUGGACCGAGUGGAGCGGGUAAGAAGACGCGUAUUUUAUGUUUGUUGCGAGAAUUGUACGGUGAAGGUGUUGAGCACAUCAAAAAUGAAACGUUCCAAUUCACAACGGCAUCAAAUCGUAAAAUGGAAAUUCUCACCAUUGGCAGCAACUAUCAUUUGGAAAUAAAUCCAUCGGACGCCGGUAUUCAUGAUCGCAUCGUUGUUGUUGAGCUCAUCAAACAAAUUGCUCAAACACGGAAUUUAAAUCAAAGCGGACAGCGGGAAUUUAAAGUGAUUGUAUUGUCUGAAGUGGAUUCUUUGACCAAAGAUGCACAACACGCAUUGCGUCGCACCAUGGAGAAAUACAUGAGCACAUGUCGUAUUGUUUUGUGCGUAAAUUCAACGUCACGCGUAAUUCCGGCCAUUCGAAGUCGUUGCUUGGGCAUUCGUGUAUCCGCACCAAAGAUUGAAGAGAUUUCCGACAUUUUGGUGAAAAUAUGCAAGAAAGAAAGUUUGAACAUUCCGCGUGAAUUGGCCGAGCGCAUGGCAACACAAUCGAAUCGAAAUCUUCGCCGUGCCAUCCUAUUACUUGAAGCAACCCGAGCUCAACAGUAUCCAUUCACCGCCAAUCAAAAGAUCAUGGAACUUGAAUGGCAAAUCUUCCUGCGUGAAACGGCCAAUCAAAUACUCUCCGAACAAACUCCGUCCAAAUUAGAAAAGGUUCGAGAACGUUUGUACGAAUUGCUGGCACAAGGUAUUCCGGCCGACACAAUAUUCAAGACGUUGGUCGAAAAUUUGGUGAAGAAAUGUGAUAUGUCGUUGAAAGCAAAGACCGUCGAAUUUGCCUGCAUUUAUGAACAUCGUAUGCAACAGGGUAGCAAACAUAUUUUCCAUCUCGAAGCAUUUGUCGCCAAUUUCAUGGCCAUCUACAAAAAAUUCAUGAACGAAAUGAUGACAGAUGAUUUCUAAAUAUAAAUUCAUUUAAUCCAUUUCAUUUUUUGUAUUUUUUUUUAUAAAAAAACUGUUUAUUUAAAAUAAAGCUGCUUAAGAAUAAAUAUUAAU
This is a messenger RNA of Contarinia nasturtii (swede midge), 1278 nucleotides long. RefSeq names its product replication factor C subunit 3 (gene RfC38). Gene Ontology annotation, molecular function: DNA binding; DNA clamp loader activity; ATP hydrolysis activity. Gene Ontology annotation, biological process: DNA repair; DNA-templated DNA replication. The record is from RefSeq and is a predicted model, not a curated record. The transcript has 2 exons. NCBI's taxonomy places the organism in Eukaryota, Metazoa, Arthropoda, Insecta, Diptera, Cecidomyiidae. Gene Ontology annotation, cellular component: DNA replication factor C complex; nucleus. The coding region runs from base 118 to 1185 and encodes 355 amino acids.